AAAAGUGUGGAAACUGAACAAUGAGAGUAAAAUAAAAGCAGGCAAGACAACAACUCAGCAAGAAAAUGUAACGCCACACAUGGCUAAAACAAUGUUAUUUCCCCCUUCACCAGACAGUCGGCUACAAAAAAUAAACAUAUUUUCCAAUGCCAGUCGAAAGCCUCUGUAUUAUUCAUUCAGUCUGUGUAGUUUUGGGAGUUUGUGGGAGCUUAACUCGCAGAGAGAAGAGCAAGACAACCGGCUGAAGUCAAGUGCUAAUCGAGACGGGGCUUGGGACCGACUAACGUUAGCUAACCUCACCAAAAUGCCACUCAAAACUUAGCCUGGUUAGCUUAGCUCUAAGGUGGGGUACUGCUACAGUUAGUAACGUUACCCCGCAAGUAUAAGUGCUAGCUUCAUUGGAAAGUAACACAACCACAACUCGGACAGCGGGUGGUAAAUAUAUCUUCCUGAGAGCAAAUUCAACUUGACCCUGUCUGUUGCAGUCCCUUGUUGCUCCACCGCUUAUCCCCGCCUCCUCCAUCCCACACACUCAUCCUCUACCCACCCCAUCUCUCCCUUGGCUGAGAGUGGCUGGCAGGCACCAUUAUCAAUCGCUUCUGUCAGCAUGCCUGCAAAAAAUAGCUUACGUCACAGUCAUUACUGGGUCUAUAAAAGCCAGUGUAAUGCAGAUUCACUGUGCAGUCAACCCAGCUAUAUUCCUAGACAGAGAGCAGCCCGUUUCUCAAGUCAUGACUUCUAGCGGCUUUGACCCUUACUUCCCUUCUGCUUUCAAGAGGAGGGUAGUUGUGCGCAGUGCAGGAUAUGGAGCUGGAGGAGGGAUAGGAUCUAGGUCUGCCUACACCAGCCACUCUGCCCCAGUAACUUCCUAUGCAUCUUCACGCAGAAGUUAUCCAACACACACCCGAGCUAUUUCCAGCUACUCCUCUGUGCUUUCUGCUCCAGUGUCUGCAGCUGCCACUGAGCUUCGCCUUGACCAAGCAGCCCAGGUCAGCUCUGAGUUCAAAGCAAUAAGGACCGAGGAGAAGGCUCAGCUGCAGGACCUGAAUGACCGCUUUGCAAGCUUCAUUGAGAGGGUCCAUGAACUGGAGCAGCAGAACAAGUUGCUGGAGACUGAACUCCUGCUGCUCAGGCAGAGGCAGACGGAGCCAUCCAACCUUCGGGCCCUGUAUGAUUAUGAGAUCCGCCAGCUCCGUGCUGCUGUGGAAGAGGCCCGCCAUGAGAAGCAAGCAGCCCAGCACCACAAGGAUGAGAUGGAAAACGUGUUUAAUAACAUGCAAAAACGCUACGAGGACGAAGUGCUUGGCAGAGAGGAAGCAGAAGGUAGGCUAAUGGAUGCCAGGAAGGGAGCAGAUGAAGCUGCACUGGGUCGGGCUGAGCUUGAGAAAAGAGUUGAGAAUCUGCUGGAUGAGCUGGCUUUCCUGAAGCGCCUCUGUGAGAGUGAGAUUGCAGAGCUGCAGGCCCAAAUACAGUACAGCGCAGAGGUGUCAGUGGAGAUGGAUGUCGCCAAACCUGACCUAUCCGCUGCUCUCCGUGACAUCCGAGUCCAGUACGAGAAGCUGGCACAUCGCAACCUUCAAGCAGCCGAAGAAUGGUUCUGUGACAAGGUGAAUGUGAUGACAGUGAGCACUUCUCGCAACACAGAGAGUGCACGUAGCGCCAAGGAUGAGGCUACAGAAUACCGCCGGCUCCUCAAAGCUAGGACCCUGGAGACUGAUGCCUGCCGUCAGAUGAAUCAAGCUCUAGAAAACCAACUACAGGAUGUGGAGGAGAAACAGAGUGCUGAGAUCUCUGCACUGCAGGAUACAAUAAGUCAACUGGAGGACGAGUUGAGAGCCAACAAGAAUGACAUGGCUCGCUACUUGAAGGACUAUCAGGAUCUCUUGAAUGUGAAGAUGGCCUUGGAUAUUGAGAUUGCAGCCUACAGGAAGCUCCUUGAAGGAGAAGAAAACCGUUUAAAUGUGGCGGCACCAGGGUCCUUCAGCACUUACUCCCAGUCCAUGUACGCUGCUCCAUCCUUCAUCCACUCUCAGCUGAGCUCUGCAGCUCCGUACCUGCUGAGCUCCCGCUUCUAUACUUCAUCCCUCUCAACAGAGGAAACAAUAUCCGCAAGCCAAGCACAGCAGGCGGAGGCCAUCGCUCCUGAAGAGGAGGAGGAGGAGGAGAAGGAGGAAGAGGUGGAAGAGCAGGAGGAAGAGAAGGUGGAAGAGGAAGAGAAGGAGGAAGAAGAAGAGGGAGAAGAGAAGGAGGAAGAAGAAGAGGGAGAAGAGGAGGAGAAGGAAGAAGAGAAGGUGGAGGCAGAGGAAGAUAAGGGAGAUGAGGGAGAGGAACAGGAAGAGGAGGAGGUGGAAGAAAAGGAGGAAGAAAAACAAGAAGGAGAGGAAGAAGCAGAUGGAGAAGAGGGAGAGGCAGAGGAUGAAGAAAAAGAAGAUGAGGAAAAAGGUGGAGAGGCAAGCCCAACUAAAGAGGAGGAGGAAGCUGAGCAGAAAGAGGAUGAUGCUGGGCAGAAAGAGGAGGAAGGCGAUGAAGGUGAUGAAGGUGGUGAAGAGAAGACGGAGGAAGAAACUGAAAAACCAGAGGAGGGGGAGGCCGAUGAGAAAAAUGGAAAAACAACAGAAAAAAAAGUUUAAAUUUAAAUGCUUAAAACAAUACCUGCUAGCAUUGUAGCUGAGGGAUGUCUUCUCUGGUGCUCUCUAAUUCAAACCAAAUGAAAAUCUCUUGAAAUCCAGCAGUGACCAACAGCAUGUACGCAAACUGUACCAGCAAAGAAACAAAACAAUAUAGCAGCUAAUCAAUAAACUGAUGAAGACAGGAUAUGACAAAUGUCUGGAGUAGAAAUUCUGCUUUGCGGAGAAUUGUUUGCAAACACCUGUGUGCUUUACUGUCACCGAUACAUGCCUGUGCGACUGUCUGUAUGUGCAGUACCAAGUUUGAGAUGCCUUACUUCAAGUCCUCACUUAGUGCUUUAAAAUCCAUGAUGUGCUGUGUUGAACUCCAAUAAAGC
Molecule: messenger RNA, 3004 nt
Organism: Epinephelus moara (kelp grouper)
Lineage: Eukaryota; Metazoa; Chordata; Actinopteri; Perciformes; Serranidae
Gene: neflb
Product: neurofilament light chain b
Exons: 5
Coding region: 666-2630 (654 amino acids)
Biological process (GO): neurofilament bundle assembly
Cellular component (GO): cytoplasm; axon; intermediate filament
Molecular function (GO): structural constituent of postsynaptic intermediate filament cytoskeleton
Source: RefSeq, a predicted model, not a curated record